AUGGUCACGAACAAACUAGAUGGCCUCUUCGUACAGCGAUUCUACUCCACCACGGAAGAAAACACCCCAGGCUCAGGCUACAACGCGACCUUGGGCGUGCUAUUGACCGUCAAAGAGAUGGGCGAAAAGUACGGAAAGUACUUCGCCGUCGAAUACAUUCCCGCUCUGACAGACGAUUACAAUAACGUCAUGAAGCCGCUGUUCGAAAGCCCGAACUACAUCUACCAAGACGGGCGUCCUGUGCUCCAGAUCUGGGGCGUCGGCACAAACGCUACGGCCUUCCCGGGAGAUAAAUUCCACGAUCUGAUUAACAGGUAUCAUUCCACCCCUGAGAACCCCUGGAUCAUCCUCGGGGUGCCACAGACGUGGAUGGAGUUCGCAAACACAACAAACGAUCCAACUGGCUUCUACGAGGCGUAUCAAGCAGCAGAAGCCCUGCAGUCAUGGCCAGUCGGAGCGUGGAACGAUGUGGACUCGUUGCGUGGAGCACUGAAUCAGUACAUCCUCCCGGGCAAGGCGCUGCUGGAUGCUUGGGGCGUCAAGUAUAUGGGCGCGUAUCACCCAGGGACUGGGAAUCGGAAUGCGGCGAGGAGGCCUGGCGAACCGAUCGGUCCGUUGGACAAUAGAUUCAACGGCACCUUCUUCGAAGAAUCGAUCAAGCUCUUCACCAACGACUCCAUCAAGCCUUUUGCUAACUUCAUCGCCAUGUUCGACGAGUACACUGAAGGCUCCCAACUCGUUCCAUACAUCCAGUUCAAGAGCUUGCCUCCAAAUCCCAACCCUGGCUUCCUCGGCAGCGACGAUGACAAGAACGAAUUCUUCUACAUGCAGCUCGCUGGGAAUGGUACUGCUGCUCUUCAUGAGCUUUGGGUACAUGUCAGACAACAGUUGCAAGGACAAGUCUCGUGCCGCUUUCCCCUCUCUCUUCCCCUUCACUUCACUGUCGCAUCAACCCACUCCUCAUCCACCAACUCAAACCCAACAACAACAAGAUCCUUCGACUUAUCAAUCCCCACAAGCCUCGACCACAUACCAAUCCACAAACGAGGCCCCCAACCAGCAACCAGAACUCAUCACCGCAUAAUGUCCUCCAAACUCUACACCCAACCCCGCGCCAGCCAAAUGGCAACCCUCACCGCCCUCACCCAAACACCAACCCACCCCUCCAGCGGCGACACCUCCCCCAUAACCACCAGCAGCCCACCAACCCUAACCCGCAAACCCACAAACAACUACGAAGAAGCCCGGCUCGCCGCAAACCAAUCCCUGCCCGCCGAUGGUUCCGACGCAGGAACCACGGGACCGACGUCGCCGAAUGCGACCAAGGAGGAUUUGAAGCGCUGGCAGCAUGAGGGGUUAUUUGCGGAGAAGAAGGGUGGGAAUGUGGCGGGGUAUCAUAGUACUUCGGGUUGA
Zasmidium cellare ATCC 36951 is the source of this 1413-nucleotide messenger RNA. RefSeq lists its product as uncharacterized. The record is from RefSeq and is a predicted model, not a curated record. Lineage: Eukaryota; Fungi; Ascomycota; Dothideomycetes; Mycosphaerellales; Mycosphaerellaceae. The coding region runs from base 1 to 1413 and encodes 470 amino acids. The transcript is spliced from 6 exons.